AUGUCAACCAUUAAACGUAAAACGAACGUUAAACUACCAUCUCAGGAAGAUGAAAGUAAUAAUGUAACUACAACAGGAUCUGAUCAAUCAGAAUCAAACAUUUCUCGUAUUUUAUCAUCUUCAGUAUCUGGUGCUUCAUCCCUUGUAAUUUUACAACUUAUAAGCAGACUUGCAACUUUUGGUUUGCAUCAAAUUGUGCUUCGUUAUACCGAUCCAGCAACAUUUGGUAUUGCAUCAGUUCAAUUAGAAUUAUUAUUAGCUACUAUCUUGUUCUUAUCUCGUGAAGGAUUCAGAUGUGCCUUAUUGAGAGGUGAUGAUGAGACCAUUGUAGUGGACAAUAAUAAUAAUUCCAAAGAAAAAACUGUACCGGCGGAUUCUGCAAAAGGUUCUAUGCAAAAAAUUACAAAUUUAUCCUAUAUUCCUAUUCCCGCUGGAAUAAUUACAACUUUCCUUGCUUGUUCAUUCUACGUAUAUUAUGCUCCUGAAGAAACUUUCAACACACCAUAUUAUGUAACGUCAGUUGUUUUAUAUGGUAUAUCUGCUUUUGGUGAACUUAUAAUCGAACCACUUUUUGUAACUGCUAUGAAUAACUUGAUUUUCAAACUUCGUGUAAGCUGUGAAGGAAUAGGUGUAAUUGUUCGUUGUAUCAUUACACUUGUACUUACUCUUUUAGGUGCACGUGGAAAUGAUGAAAAAAAUCCAAACACUUUUGGUAUUUUGGCUUUUGCUGUGGCUCAAUUCGCUUUUACAUUAGUAAUUAUGGCUGGUUAUAUUGGUUACUUUGUUUCUAAAUGGGAUAUUUCUUUGUUGAUGCCACGAAAAUUACGUGAUAAAAACAAUAAAGAAUUUUGGUUAGAUGAUCAUCUCUUUAGCCUUGCAAAAACAUUUACAAAACAAUCAAUAUUAAAACAUAUAUUGACCGAAGGUGAUAAAAUGUUGAUAGCAUGGUUGAGCAGUCCAGCAGAUCAAGGAAUUUAUGCUUUUGUUGUAAAUUAUGGUUCUUUGGUUGCUCGUAUCUUAUUUCAACCACUUGAGGAAACUGGCAGAACAUUAUUUUCUAAGCUUUUAACUAAUGUCGACAAAAAAGAUGAAAAAAUGGUCAAUUCACAAAAAACAGCAUUGUUCACAUCAUUAAAAGUUUUAACAACAUUAAUAAAAUUUCAUAUACUUCUUGGACUUUUGUUUAUCUGCUUUGCUACGAAUUACACUGGAACAUUGAUUGAUCUUCUCGUUGGAUCUGUAUGGUCACAAUCUCUUGCACCAAUAGUGUUAUCUGCUUAUUGUUUAUAUGUUCCAAUUAUGGGUGUUAACGGAAUAACAGAGGCAUUCGUAGCCGCAGUUGCAACUGAAGAGACUCUUAGUACCUUAAAUUAUUGGUUAAUAUCAUUUUCUGCAGGAUUUGUUGGUUCCGGCAUAAUUUUCAUGAAAGUAUUUUCGGCUGGUGCAUUUGGAUUGAUUGCAGCUAAUGCAUUUAAUCUUUCAACACGUAUUACUUGGAGUUGGAAUUUUAUUCAAAAUUACUUUUUAAAAAAUCGUAAUUAUUCUCAAAGUGAAGUAGAGGAAUUACAGCGAAUGUUAUCUUUAUCAAAUCUUUUGCCAAGACUAUUAGUAUUGAUAUCAUUCUUUAUAUCUUGGGUUGUAACUUUUUGGUCUAAUGAACAUAUUGGAUGGGCGACUAUGGGUGCAAAGAUAAAACAUACUGGAAUCGGUUGUUUUUGCGCGAUUAUUGUCGCUG
Molecule: messenger RNA, 1735 nt
Organism: Dentiscutata heterogama
Lineage: Eukaryota; Fungi; Glomeromycota; Glomeromycetes; Diversisporales; Gigasporaceae
Source: the annotation of a GenBank genome assembly